Messenger RNA from Diplodia corticola, 1374 nucleotides. Its product is annotated as nuclear pore protein. Bases 1 to 1374 code for a protein of 457 amino acids. The transcript has 2 exons. The record is from RefSeq and is a predicted model, not a curated record. NCBI's taxonomy places the organism in Eukaryota, Fungi, Ascomycota, Dothideomycetes, Botryosphaeriales, Botryosphaeriaceae.
AUGGCGAAGCGUAAGAGCAAAGCGAGAGGGCCGACCGUCACAUACUUCGACCCAGACGGCGACACGCGGCUCGUAUUGAAUGAAGGCGAGGCCGACGAGAAAACUUUUGUCGUCUCCUGGAAAACCGUGAGCGCGUUUUGCGACUCAUGGGACCGCAUGCUCAACCCGGAUGGGCAUCCUGGAGACGCGUCGCACAAAUGCCUCAUAUCGCUUCCCGACGAUGACUGGCGGGGACUUCAGAUCAUCUUAAACAUUGCCCACCAGAACUUCGACCGCGUGCCUCAAGACAUCAGCUUCAGGGACUUGGUUGCAGUCGCCGUUCUAACCGAGAAAUACGGUGCCACGAGGCUCGUUCCUCCAUGGACGAAAAAGUGGCUCAGGCAGUGGAGAAAGCGUGCCAACCAAUCUGGAUAUGAAGAAUGGCUUUAUGUAGCCUGGGCAUUCGGACAAGACCGAGCUUUCAAGACUGGAACGAAGAGACUCGUUCUGGAGUAUGGGGGCCUUCUUGACGGGACAAUGUUGAAAAGUGACGAGGAGACGAUAGAUCUCAUUGUCAAUCCACGGCAUUUUCCACCGGGUAUCAUAGAGAGCAUACAUUUUGUCCGAGAUAUGAUUCUCGACAGUAUCCUGGAAGACGUCUACGAGGUGCUGAAUCAAUACGUCUUGCCCACUUGCCAGGUGGGCGGGCCUGCCGGGCGAGCGUGCAACGCUAUGGUUUGCGGGUCGUUAUUCAGCCAACUACGAAAACUCGGACUGUGGCCGGACAAGAUAACCGCAAGAAAAACUUUGUGGAGCCCGAAGGAGCUUGUCCAGAAGCUUCGAGCUGUGAAAGUCAUGACACCGUCAAAGGAAUACAAGAUUGUGGGCGACUCGGAAGACCAUUCCUCAUGUGCCCCAAUACAGCAGAAAUUCCGCGAGAUUAUUGACAUGUGGUACAAUUCAGAGGUUGCUGAAUCAGCUGUUCGGGAACAUCACAUUGGUCAUAUGAGGCGCAAAAGAGAGGAACUACUCGGAAUCAACAGCAGCAAUGGCCGAAAGAGGAAGUGGGGCGAGAGCUUUGAGCAACUAGCUCAAGAGGAGUCCAGUGCAGCUGGCGAAGCAAAUGUAGCCCAAAUGGACCAGGAGGUGGAUGAACAGGAGGGUGAAGAGUCGACGGGAGAUGAUCAGUACGGGGAGGAUGAGAGCUCAAAUGAGGUCAUUAAAGAAGAGGAUGAGAACUCAAAUGAGGUCAUCAAAGAAGAGGAUGGUCAUAAUGGAGAGUACUGGAGUUUCUCCGAGUACAGCAGAAGCCCAGUUGGAGAUGAUGAUCGGGAUGGCGGAAGUCAAGAGGAUAACUUGAUGUAUGUGAAAAAGGAAGAUGAGGAGGAUUAUUGA